AUGUUUAAAGUCUUGCUGUUACUAUGCGCUAUCGCGGCUGGACCAGUGAUUUGUAAAAAGGACGAAAACGCAGCUGAAUGUCCUUCAAAGGGAUGUACCAUUUCGGAAAAUUGUAGAUGUUCGGAUGCACCAUCUUUUAUUGGUAAAGCCAACCUGGACGACUAUCCCCAACUGAUCAGUAUCGUCACCGAUGAUGCUAUGAAACGAGAGAUCCACAAUGAUAUUUGGCUGCCACUUAUCAGCAAUUAUCAAAAUCCAGAUGGGAACCCAAUUAUUUGUACGUUCUUCGUACCACACGAAUAUACCGAUUAUUCAUUAAUUAAUACUUUGUACAAUUAUGGCCAGGAGAUUGCUGUUCACUCUAUAACUAAAAACAAUCUUCAGUCAUAUUGGAGAAACGCUAAUGAAUCAACUUUAACCCAAGAAUUCUUGGGAAUGAAAAAGAUUCUAGCGAAGUUUGCAAACAUACCAGAAGAUCAAAUCAUAGGUGCCAGAACUCCUCAAUUUCAACUGGCAGGUAACCACACGAUAGCAGCUUACCGAACAGCUAACCUGUCGUAUGACAGUUCCUGGCCAACACUGCCAAGUCUACCAAUGUUUCCUUACACCUUGGACUAUGCCACCACUCAACAAUGUACUUUGGGUAGUGAAUGUCCCAAUGAAUCUUUCCCAGGCUUCUGGGUUCUCCCCAUCAACGACUUAAGAGACAAAGAUGGCAACGAAUGCAAUGUUUUGCUUGAUUGCAACAUUACUGGUUCAGCAGAGCACAUUGGACAAUGGCUGAUCUCAGAAGUCGAUAACGUAAGAACCACCACUAAAGUACCACUAACUCUAACUGUCAACGCCGGUUGGUUCGAAUACACAGAAAAUGCUUUUGAGGGCCUUCAAUAUUUCAUGGAUGAGAUGACCACGAACAGAACGGAUGUUUUCUUCGUUAGUCAGCGUCAAGUCAUGGAUUGGACGAAAGAACAAACGACGUUAGAUCUCUUUGAGACAUUUAUCCUGGACGACUUUAGGACCUGCACGUCGACCACUUGUAGAUUGAAGAAGGGAACAGAAGACAGACUAAUGCAAUCAUGUACGCCUUGUCCGAGGAUCUAUCCUUGGCUAGAUAAUCCGGAGGGAAAUUAAAAAUAUUCAUUCACAAUAAAGCGAUUCCAGUACAA
Messenger RNA from Acanthoscelides obtectus, 1166 nucleotides. Lineage: Eukaryota; Metazoa; Arthropoda; Insecta; Coleoptera; Chrysomelidae. The record is from the annotation of a GenBank genome assembly.